Molecule: messenger RNA, 1712 nt
Organism: Strongylocentrotus purpuratus (purple sea urchin)
Lineage: Eukaryota; Metazoa; Echinodermata; Echinoidea; Camarodonta; Strongylocentrotidae
Product: ribosomal protein S6 kinase 2 alpha-like
Exons: 6
Coding region: 30-818 (262 amino acids)
Biological process (GO): protein phosphorylation
Molecular function (GO): ATP binding; protein serine/threonine kinase activity
Source: RefSeq, a predicted model, not a curated record
UUGAUCUUGUUUGCUUGUUUCUCUAGGCCAUGGUGGGACAUCAUCCUUUUAUCAUCCAGAUAUACAAGUCAUGGCAGAGCAAAAUCAACUUACAUAUAGUGAUGGAGUUUGCAACCCAUGGUGAUCUCUACACACUAUGGAUCUUAGAAGGAGUCUUCACUGAGAUGGCCGUCUGCAUCUUCAUUGCGGAACUCUCGAUGGCGCUAGACUACCUUCAGAAUGCUGGUGUCAUAUACAGAGACCUAAAGAUGGAGAACAUUCUGCUGGACCAAGAGGGACACAUCAAACUGACCGACUUUGGCCUUUCAAAAUGGAUGAAGAAAGGAAACCGGGCAUCAACGAUAUGUGGCACAUUACAGUACAUGGCUCCAGAAAUCCUAAACGAGGAGAACUACACACAUGCUGUUGACUGGUGGUCGUUAGGUAUCAUCAUGUACACACUCCUGACUGGCGGUUACCCUAUAGAUGGCGCUAAAACACAUUUUACUAUGUAUAGUAGAGUUCUUGCCAAGAAAUACGUUCUACCUUCUAGUAUAAGCAGUGAGGCUUGUGAUGCUCUGGAUAGGUUACUCAGGAAAGACCCCAAUGACAGACUGCAAUCCUUAGGGGAGAUCGUCCAUCUAGAUUUCAUCAAGAACAUCUCAUUGGAGCAGUUGGUACGACGGGAGAUCACCCCCAAAGACUACCUGAAGAGAAGGUUACCCAGGACUUUAGCUAGGAAGUCAACCAACAAGAAGGGCAGGGAGUUUCUCUAUGAUAAGAUACCAUGUGACUUUACUGUUGACAAUUUUGAGUGGACUCGAGUAACCCAGUUAUAGUACCAAAGAAACUUGAGACAGACUGGUGAUCUCAUCAAGAGCAGCUGCCAUGAAAUGAAACCUUCUUAAAGGGACACAUCAGAAGAAGUACCUUGAUAAAAAGAACAGUAUUCUGACUGACAGGAUGGAAGAGGAAUCCAUCUUGGAAGUCUACCGAUGAUGUCUGAGUUUUGUUUCGUCAAAGGCGGAGGUGAUCGAUGUACGAUCGUUACUGAACGAUCAGGAUGACUGGUUAGAGUGAUAUCGCAUGCAGGGUUGUCGUUGAUGUCCACAGCGAUAGCAUGGGCAUAUUCAUUAUUCAGGAAAGCAUGCGAAGCAGCUGCCUGAUCAUGUUGAGAAGGAUCAUUGUUGCCUUAAAAGUGACUGAAAGACAUUGAGAUGGCAAGUACGUACAUGUACCUUCAUUACAAAGGGAUGUAGCAUCGGUAUCAACGGAAGAGCAUACCGAAGAAUCCUACAGAUCUUACAGAGAAAAGAUAAGAGAGUGGAAAGAAAUACCUAUGUAGAUUGCUAGUAGGAAGCCAUUGCAAGGUGAUGCGCAUUACAUCAUUGGUGGAAGGCAAUGAAGAAUCGCACGCAGCACACAGAGGAAUUACUGAGCUAUCACUAGCCUUGGUAUGGUAAUGAAUCAAUAUCUCUUUCAUUAUGAAAGUGAUCCUCUUGCCCUUGCUAUUAUGAUAGGGGAUGUUGCUGAUGCCAUGACUCAUACGACCAUUAUUGUCAGUAUUGGUAUUAAUGAAUGCAUGGUUGAAAUCACCCAAUCGUGAUUAAGAGUUGUGCUUUCCAUGAUAAUCAAUCUCCAAUGUACUGUUAUUAUAAACAUGGCUCUAAUUAAUAUCUUGCAAGUCACUAUGAAGUCAUUUUGUUGGUUUGAAUAUCAUUAUAAAAAAGAAU